GGGGGGGGGAAUGUAGGUCAGGGCGGAUGAUGAAUCGCGCAAGGGCCCUGCCUCUCUUUCACCGGGCCUUCUGGGUGGUGGUGAGCGAGGAAAGGGACAUGCUGGUGCCUGCCUGCGCCUAGCUGGCUGCCUCGCCUCCCCUCCCCCCGGGGUGCAUUCCACGCGGACUACGCGGCCUCCUCCGCCCCGCCCCCGUCUCCUGCCCAGCAAGCGCGGAAGCGGGGAAUUUCCUGGCACCAGAUGCGGAACAGGAAGGCGGAAAUGAAAACAGCAGCAAGCCAAAAUAGAUUGGGGGGAGGGGUGGAAAACGGGAAGGGGGCUGCUUCCCUCUUAAAGGCACAGGAUGCCCGAGAGGCUAGAGGGGCCCCACCACCACGCUGUCGCCGCCCUGAUGGGACGGGUGGCCGUUCGCAGGUUCACGCGGCUCUCCUGCGUCCUCGCCCUGAGCGCGCCAACCCAAUCCUAAAAACAAGCUACUGUUCCAGCUCACCAAGACGAUGCGGUUCUUCCAUCUACCCGUUGGAAGAAUUGCUCAAGGGUAAAGGGAGGAAUUUGGGACAAAAGUCCUAGCCGGCACGCAGCUAUUGUAUGGAGAGAAGCGGGGAACCACUCGAUCUCAUUCGGUCGCUCUGUAGGCACAAUCGUUUGGGUAGUACGAGGAAGUUGCCCGCGAAAAGACACAGCCGCGCGGUAGUUAAGCCCGCGAUAAAUGCGGGUCUCUUAGAAUUAUCACUCCAAUAAGCACGGGGCGGGAAUCCUCCCUGUUCUUUAACAACUGAGAGUACAACAGAAUGACAGUCAGCUCUAGCAGUCUGGGAAAUGCACUGAUAAGGUAAAGGAGCAUCACUUGUGUAGCAUACGUUGCUUGUCUCCAUCAUGGCCUUUCCAGAGCCAAAACCCAAGAAACCUGAGCUGCCAAAGAAACUGCUGGGUACACUGGAAUGCAAGCAGGGAGCUGUCAGAGCAGUGAGGUUUAAUGUUGAUGGGAAUUAUUGUCUCACUUGUGGUAGUGACAAGUCUCUCAAGCUCUGGAACCCACACAAAGGGACUCUCCUCAAAACAUACAGUGGCCAUGGUUAUGAGGUGUUGGAUGCAGCAGGGUCAUUUGAUAACAGCCAGCUUUGUUCAUGUGGCUCAGACAAGACGGUAGUGCUGUGGGAUGUUGCCACAGGGCAGGUGGUUCGCAAGUUCCGUGGUCAUGCAGGAAAGGUAAACUGUGUCCAAUUCAAUGAGGAAGCAACUGUGAUUCUAUCAGGUUCUAUUGACUCCAGUGUCCGCUGCUGGGACUGUCGCUCACGCAGACCAGAUCCCAUCCAAAUCCUGGAUGAGGCCAAGGAUGGCGUCUCAAGUCUGAAGGUGUCAGACUAUGAAAUCCUUACAGGCUCUGUAGAUGGGCGUAUCCGGCGCUAUGACCUACGUUCUGGGGAGCUGUGCUCGGAUUACAUUGGAAGUCCCAUCACCUGUGUGUGUUUCAGCAAAGAUGGGCAAUGUACGCUGGCUGCUAGCUUGGACUCAACACUGCGCUUGCUGGACAAAGAUUCAGGCGAGCUACUGGGAGAAUAUACAGGCCACAAGAAUGUAGCCUACAAGAUGGACUGCUGCCUGAGCGAGAGAGACACGCAUGUUGGGAGCUGCUCUGAGGAUGGAAAGGUGCAUUUCUGGGACCUGGUUGAGGGAUCCCUUGCUGCAAGCUUGCCUGUGAGCAACAGUGCAGUCCAGUCUUUGUCCUUCCACCCAGCAGAGGCUUGCCUGCUUACUGCUGCAGAAGGCCUUGUGCAGCUUUGGAGGGAGGAAUCUUAUGUGGCUGAGGAAGGGGCACCUGCCAUCACUCUGGGCUGAACAAAGAGUCACCGAUGCAGAGAGAUUGAACCGCCUAAUACACCUCCCUUCAGAUGCCCAGCACUGUGAACAGGGAGGGCUGUGGCAUCAGGCUGAGUCGGAGAACCAUAAUGUGGUCUUUGUCUUCAGCAGGAUCACAUGCCUGCUCAAGGGGCCUCUCCUUCUGGAAUAUCCCCGAGAGCUCUUUGUGAUGGCGCUUUGCAAUUCAACUCCAUAGAUUACAAACAUUAGUUCAAGCACAGCAUUUCUUCUUGUGACAAACAGGUGCUUCUUUAUGGUCUCUUUAGUUAAAUGGUCCCAGUCUGAAAAUGAAGCAAUCUCAGGAACAAUUGAUGCUGUCUAGGUGCUUUAUCAAGCUACUCCUUGGGCAUGAAGUAGGAAGAAGGUUUCCAGAGGAGCGUGUGGAACUGGUCAGAUCUGCUCUGCUGCAUUCAUCCAUCAUACUUACACCUUUGGCCUUGCACAACAGCUAAAAACGUGGUUUUGUCAACUUCACUGCAAGGAGUUCAGGGUCUCCUUAGGGGCACUGGACAAAACUGUCUUAAAUAGACACCAAACACCCUGGAUAAAGCUCAACAUCUCAUGGAGUCUUUAGCCUUUAAGAGUAGAUCAGCUGGCAUGCAGCUUGCUCUCUCUCUCUCUCUCUCUCUCUCUCUCUGUCUGUGAAACUCUUCCAUAGUCCAUUAAUACAGUGGUUUUAUAAAGCUGGAGCGUGGCUGGAUCACAAUAGAUGAAGGUGGUUUCACUUUCUGUUUGAAAGGGGUAGUGGAGUGCAGGUUCAGCUCUGAAAAUUGGAGGGGAACAGUGUGAAGAGAUGAAGCUGAUACCUAAAGUGCACACUCUACCCUUUGGAUUCAAGAGUUGCAAGCAGAGCUGUAUGUAUUUUGCAGAAAAAUCAAAACUCUCCUCUCAGGAAAAAAGAGAAAGACAACUUGCUUGAUUUGCAUCAAAGUAACAUCUGAGGCUUGGAGUGAAUACUUUCCAUCAUCCCCAGAGCCUCUUAUCAGCCACAGCUGCUUUUCGUUUUAAAGCUACGUUUGUAUUAACUGCACCUUAUUGUCAGCUGCCUUGGAUGCCAGUUGUUAAAGAUGGGAUGUAAAUAUUUUAUACAUACAGAUUUAUACAUGUUUCCUUAUAUUGCAUAACCAGUUCUACUUUUACUAGACCUUGGACAGAACAAAGAGCUAUUAUGUAGGAUACGAAAGCCUUGGUCCUGUCCACUGGGAGUGGUAUUUAGGCCCCCUUCUGGAUUUUGAGGUUUCACUGGGUAUUACCCACAUACUUUCAAGCUACCAUUGCAGCCUUAAGUAUUAGAAACUUGCUCAGGGGGGGGAAAUCAGAUCUGUCUGGCUCUUCUCAAGCUGCUGAAACUUUCACAGACUUUUAUCUCAGAAUAGAUUUGGGUCAACUUGGGUUCCUUCCUCUUGACUUAAAGGUGCCAUCAUUGCCUCUCUGCAUCCAGGAGUACAAUGACUUGGAUCAGGCUUCAGACUGGAUGGGAAGCUAAGACGUGGAGUCUUAAUGACUUAAGUCAGCUAGCUUUAGUGCUGCCUCACUCCCCAAUUCCAUCAAAGUAUUCCCAAAUUAAGGCAGGAAUAAGGAUGAUAUAGAACAGGGUGUUGGAGCCCAUGGGGUUCAAUUCCUACUCAUCAACGUUCAGUCUACGUUUGCAUUCCAACACCUUUCCAGAGCAUGAAGAUGAAAUACAUAUAGUCUCCUCUUCGUCUAGAGUUCCUGUGCAAAACAUCUUAUGCCCAUAUUCCCAUUUAAACCUAUCCUAGCUACUUAGCAUAUUAUCAGUCUCAAUCACUGCCUACCUAAAAAUGGUGGCUUGGAAGCUUGUGUGAGGAGUGAAGCAACACAUGAUAAUUCAUUCUAUGGUCAAGUCAUAGCAGCAUACAAUUGGCUCUUCUAGAAAGUCUUCACUGGGUCUCAUCUGAAAAUCCUUCACUGGCUGCAACUACUGCCCCAAAGAGUAAACUAAUUUGGAAUGGCUGGCAGCCUAGAAGAGAGUCAAAGUUAAAAGAUUGUUCCAAACCCUUCUCUAGAUCCAUCUCCCCAGUGAGUGCUGCAGUAGCCUCAUAGCAGCUUUCUGCAACCCACUGUAGUAUUACAUUCUUUCAGGCAACCCAUCCUGUCCAACAGGUUCCAGCUGCCCUGAAAAGUGAUUCCCUGUGUCAACAAUAUUGAAAACCUUCCCAUACCAAUUCCUCUAAUAAGUCAUCUGAGUGGAAAUUUGAGUUAAUUCAUCUUAAGCUCUUCUUAACUUUUGCCAGUCUUCUCUGUAGUACUGAUCUGUACUUUUCUUGGGGAAAGCUCCAAUACCUUUAUCCUUCAAGAGGACAUCUGAACAGGUAGGAGGAUCUAGAAGGCCCAGUAGAGGGCAAAGACACUGUCUUGGUAACUAAUGCUCACUAUUUCUUCAUCCUAGUGGUGCAGAACAGAGCAUUAAUGUGUAUCGCUGUCAGCUACAAUUUUUAUCCCUAGUCCCGUUUCCAUGUUUUAGAUACACACAAUUUAAUAACCAGGCUACUGCUGCAUUAAGGGUCUCUCCUUCCUUCACAACACACCUACUCACUUGUCUGCAGGACUAGCACACUUUCUGAGGACUGGACUCUGAAGAGAUCCACUGCAGUUCCUCCUUUCUUUCAGCACUCUACCUUUUGUCUUCUAGAAUUCUUCAUUCAUUAGCUGAGCGCUGACUUUUGACGGUGGGAGGAAACAUGCCUUAUGUUGCUCUGGCCAGACUACUCUACCAGUCCACUUUUCUCAGACCCUAUUGGUCCCUAACCACUAGCCAAAAAGGACUUUAACUAACCAAUAGUUUUAGAAUUCACUUCUGUCCAAAUCAGUUUGUCAAAUUAGCAUACCUGAAGAGAUUCACUCUCCUCAGCUAUUCUUAACAGUAAAUAAUCACCUCUCCCUCACCCACACCUCUACCCCCCCUCACACCCCCACACCCCAAGAGUUGCUGUGGCUAGGUCUCCCUCAGUCACUCUACGUUUCCCUCUGAGCUUAUCUCCUCUCACAUAGGACACAGAUAUCAACAUAUCAUUCCUCAUAAAGAUAACCUGUUACAUGGCAACAAAGUGAUUUCUCCACAACCACCAAAAAAUUUCGAGAGCUAGUUCUCUUUUUUAUAAUUCAUUGAAAGCAAACCAAAUUUCCUUUGCCUCUGUUUAUUAAUGAAAUAUCCCUCAUGGAGUUGUGUUUCUCAUCUACAUUUGCUUCUUUGACAGUUAGGUGGCACUGCUUCUCUCGGAUCUUGGCAUAAGCAGUCUUGGCUUUCAUGUCCAAUACAUCUCUUGAUUGUCCUCCUUUAAAAAAAUGCAUUGUUUAAUUGAAACUGAAUGUGUAUAUUUAAAUAAAGAAAGCCUUGUCCCAGCUA
This is a messenger RNA of Hemicordylus capensis (graceful crag lizard), 5227 nucleotides long. It is a transcript of the gene WDR83, whose product is annotated as WD repeat domain 83. NCBI's taxonomy places the organism in Eukaryota, Metazoa, Chordata, Lepidosauria, Squamata, Cordylidae. Gene Ontology annotation, biological process: mRNA splicing, via spliceosome. Gene Ontology annotation, cellular component: catalytic step 2 spliceosome. Bases 877 to 1839 code for a protein of 320 amino acids. Gene Ontology annotation, molecular function: protein binding. The record is from RefSeq and is a predicted model, not a curated record. The transcript is spliced from 11 exons.